Molecule: messenger RNA, 2681 nt
Organism: Hippocampus zosterae (dwarf seahorse)
Lineage: Eukaryota; Metazoa; Chordata; Actinopteri; Syngnathiformes; Syngnathidae
Gene: dtnba
Product: dystrobrevin, beta a
Exons: 22
Coding region: 398-2263 (621 amino acids)
Biological process (GO): synaptic signaling
Cellular component (GO): plasma membrane; synapse
Molecular function (GO): zinc ion binding
Source: RefSeq, a predicted model, not a curated record
CAGUAAUGGGAGGGAACGUGAUGCAAAGAGGAGUGACUUCUUUCAAAAAAUGCUCCUCUCCAGUCAGUCAAGCGGUCACCGGUACAAGGCGGGCUGGUAAGGGAGGCAGCCGCCCCGGAGGCUGCACGAACAUGGCUCGCUACGACGGGAAUGUGCAACUGGACGGCUACGACAUGUUUUAAAAGUAGAACGAGACGAGAAGAGGCAACCGGGGGACGAACGAACGCCGCGGUGCGAAGAAGGCAAGAAAAGCGGAGUACAAGUUCGAGUCUCGAGCCUCAUGUUUGUUUGUUGAUGUCGGCAGCCCGCCGCCAAUACCUGUCGACGUCUUUGAGGCUGCUCUUGCCCCAGUGAGACCCCCGCCGCUCCCCCGACACCGAGAGGUGCUUGAUGCAAGAUGGUGAUGGAGGCGGGGGGCCGGGCAGAGAGAAGGAGGGGGGACCCACUUGCCACGGGAGCAUCCAGAAGGCGGAUCCUGGUGGAGCUCUCGGAUCAGAACCUCGAUGCCAUCUGUCUCUCCGCAUAUCGAACAGCCUGCAAGCUGAGAUUCAUACAGAAGAGAUGUAACUUGCAUCUCAUCGACAUAUACAACGUCAUCGAAGCGGUGCGCGACGCCGGUCUGAAUGCCGUGGAAUUAAACGCUGGCAUUUCUGUGACCAGGCUGGAGAACCUGGUCUCCUCCCUGUUCAACCAGCUCAGCAAGCGCCUGCCCACCACACAUCCAAUUAAGCCACGAGAGAGUACUGUCCUGUUUGUUGAUUUCAUACUAGCCGCCAUUGAGAGCGAACCAGAGAGCCGACUGACAGUGUUCUCGGUGAAGGCAAUUCUGGCUGUGCUAUGCGGAGGGAAACUCGUGGACAAACUCCGCUAUGUGUUUUCUCAGAUCUCGGACUCCAGCGGUGUGAUGGUGCUGUCCAAAUGUGACCAUUUCCUGUUGGAGGCUCUCAAGUUGCCCUGCGCUGUGCAAGAAGGACCGUCCUUUGGCUACACAAAUAACAUUGUCCACUCCUGCUUCCCCCACCAGAAGAGGGUGAUGCUCAACAUGUUCCUGGGCAUUGUAUCUGACCCUCCUCCGUGUCUCGUCUGGCUGCCCCUCAUGCAUCGCCUCGCCAACGUGGAAAACGUCUACCAUCCCGUCUCGUGUUCCUACUGCCGUAGCGACGGGAUGACGGGCUUACGCUACCGCUGCCUGCGUUGCCGAGGGUACCAGCUUUGCCAAAACUGCUUCUGGCGUGGAAAUGCCAACGGCUCUCAUAGCGACCAGCAUCAGAUGAAGGAGCACUCGUCCUGGAAGUCGCCUGCAACCAAGCUGGGCCGAGCCUUGGGCAAAACUUUGGGUUGCGUAUCAUCCAGGGAAGCCUCCCACCCGGUUUACCCAGAAGAACCUGAGAGGACCCUCAAUCUCGCUAAUAUCGUCCCUUCUCAACCUGUUGCGAACCCGAGUCCGGCCAUGAUGCUGUCUUCAUCGGCACCGGAGUCCUCCAAGAGCAGUUUGGCAGCAGCUCGGCGCAUGAAUGAGGAGCACGCUUUGAUCGCCGCUUAUGUGAACCGCCUCCAAAGCAGCCCACGCGGCGCACGCAGCCCCGGCAGACAAGACGAGGAGCACAAACUCAUCGCCCGCUACACUUCUCGACUGGCGGAGACUGAAAGCUCAGGGGUCAUACCCACUCGAAGCAUCAACUUUGAUGUAAACAAACAGAAGAGGGAGCUCAUCGCUCAGCUGGAAUCCAAAAACAGAGAGAUUUUGGCAGAGAUCAAGCGCCUGCGUUCAGAACACGACGCCGUGUGCCAGCCCGGUCCAGAAAAGGGCGCUACCAACCCGACUCUCCUGGCCGAGCUUCGCCUGCUCAGACAGAGGAAAGAUGAGCUGGAGCAGAGGAUGUCGUCUCUGCAAGAGAGCAGGAGAGAACUGAUGGUCCAGCUGGAGGGACUGAUGAAGCUGCUCAAGGAUGAGGAACAGCGACAGGCAGCGCAGGCCGCGGGAUCCUCUCACACUUUUGCCACCCGGCUGAGCCCUUCGCCUGCCCGCUCGGUUGGUACGGCGUCGCCGCAGAUGUAUUCGCCCCAAGACUCCCUUGCCGGUGUGGGCGGGGAUGUCCAGGAGGCCUUUGCCCAAGGCACCAGGCGAAACUUGAGGAAUGACCUUCUAGUAGCAGCCGACUCCAUUACCAACACCGUGUCCUCACUGGUCAAAGAGCUUCAUUCUGAUGAAGGCCGAGAGGAAGAGGAGAGAUUGCUCAACGGGAAGGACAGAGCAGGUUAAAUGUCAUCACGGACAAAUAAAAAUGGCAGUGCGGUGUCUCAUCCCAGCCAAAGAAGAAGCUAAACUGGAGACGAGAAACAUCCUCACUAGCCAGUGGGAAUUGGAACAUUAAGUGCCGAUGAAGCACUCGCCAUGCUGGACACCAAACUUGAGUCCAUUUACUGAUGUAGAGCUCUGAAUCAGUGUUUGUCUUGUCACUGCGAGAUUCAUUUGGUGUUGACAUAUCGGAGCGUAGCUAAACAAGGAACAAGAAGCCUCGUUUUACUCAAGCCUGUGUGUGUGUGUGUGUGCGCGCACGCUUUAGCGUUUUUUUUUUUCAUUUUUUAAAAUUUUUAAAUGAGGGUAAAGUAAGUGAGAGAGAGGAGGCAGAUGUGUUAAGAAGCUUUAAUUCUCAGGAUGGUAAUAAAGGAUGUAGCGG